GCAUUGGGAUGCAUGCUUCUCCUAUUGCAAAUUUGGAGCCUUCAAUCGUAUCCUACGUCUCUCCUGGUCAGUCUUCAGGUCAAUGAUCAAAUUGAUUCGGAUGACCUCCGUACUUGUUUGGGGUCAGUCGAGUUUACUGUCGUCGAUAAUAUUGUCUGUCUCUCAUUAGUUGGAUAUUGCGGGAUGAGGAAUGUUCUCCGAACUAACCCCGGAAUAUUUGAAGGCACACCCACUCAAAUCCUAUCCGGGCUGUAUCUUACAGUGGCCGUCUCCGGUCAUUCGCCCUCUCUCAUCCUUCACUCCUUUUCUCCUAGUUCACUCCUGCCCAUCCUGGCAGCGAACCCCAUGGUUAAUUAUGUUAAUGUCCUCCUGAUCCAGCGCUUCCAAGCCGCCGUGGAAACUCGGACUGCUAUCUGCCGAACGCGUUAUAUGAUCGAGGACUUCAUGCAUUUGGACUUCGUUAGCACACCAUCCAGUGAGGAUAGAAUUGAUAUCGUGCGGGAAGAGUACAAAGACGCCCUUUGAGGAAUGGUAAUUGGGGACUAGAUCGCUACGUGUUGUUCGUAGCAGACGUGUUCGAAUAUAGCAGGAUCGAUGUUUCAGAUUGUCAGGCGGUACAGUAUGAGUAUAUCUGUGGCUUGUAAUUCCAAAAACAGUUCGUUGUAAAAUCGUGCACAUGGUAUCCCAGGCUCUAGCUGUUUCGCGCGCGGCGUUUGGCCCGAGAACGCGGACCGAGUCGGACUAUCAACCAAAUCAUCGGGCUCGUACAAAGACUGAUCAAUGCAAGGAUCGUGUAGGUCCAUCCUACACCUACAUCGUUCAACAUCAAGUCUAUGACUGAAACGCAUACUGCACCAAAUGUGCAUCGCACUAAGUUGUCCUGUGGGCGAAGGGAUUUCAGGGGUCUGAAAGGAAUAAUGACACUAAAGCAUGCAACGCACACACGCUGUCACCGACGAACCA
Molecule: messenger RNA, 963 nt
Organism: Pisolithus orientalis
Lineage: Eukaryota; Fungi; Basidiomycota; Agaricomycetes; Boletales; Pisolithaceae
Exons: 3
Coding region: 13-525 (170 amino acids)
Source: RefSeq, a predicted model, not a curated record